This is a messenger RNA of Pisolithus orientalis, 989 nucleotides long. RefSeq lists its product as uncharacterized. The record is from RefSeq and is a predicted model, not a curated record. Bases 100 to 813 code for a protein of 237 amino acids. The transcript is spliced from 4 exons. NCBI's taxonomy places the organism in Eukaryota, Fungi, Basidiomycota, Agaricomycetes, Boletales, Pisolithaceae. Gene Ontology annotation, molecular function: RNA binding.
CACCCCGUCUCACCCUCACCGCAAACCAUUCCUCCUCAACAAACCUACUCGCAAGCCCUCGUAUACUUGGGAUUAUCUUGAAUCGUGUAAUCGUCAUCUAUGGCCAGAUUCCGCGUCCCAAGUCCAUCCACAGACUCGUCAGCUUUUGACUCGACGUCACAUGCAGCCACCAAUAUGCCGCCCGUCAAAAAAUUCAUGCAGAAACCCGUAAAGAUUAAGAAGGCUUUAGACGGCCUUGGACGGGCACGGGCUAAUGCAGGCAAAGCUAAAAAUGCCGCAAGUGCUGCAUAUAAGAAGGCACAGAAACAAGUCAACCACCAACAGAUCACCUGGACUUACGUAUUCGUCGGCAACAUUGAUCCAGGGGUUGACGAGUUUGCCCUCAAAGAGCACUUCAAAAAUUGCGGCGACGUCAUCUCUGCACAUAUCAGGUGCAGCGGCGGGAUAGCGAUGACGGUAAAACCACAGCCAGACUACUACAAAAAUCACAAGGUUCGCCAGUAUGGUGUCGUGACUUUCUCCGAUAAGAAGGCUGUCCGGAACGCCAUACUGUUGAAUGGCUCACAACUGGGGGGGGGUGAGAUUGUGGUCUGUCGAAGUGCUGGUGACCUCCCUGAGGUGAGGGAGAAAGUCCAGCAACGACUGGAUGACUUUCGAGCAAGGAAUGGGUUUGGCGACGCUCGCCGGGCCCGUAGAUAUGGAGUUAUGCCACUAAACUCUGAGCCGACUAUCUUGCUGGACCACGAUGCCAUGCAGAAUGAGAACAAGAAAUUCAAAUUAUUCGGGUUCUCUGUUCCUUUCGGCAUCAUGUGAUGAUGAUAGCUGCCUGGUUUCUGUUUUACGCGCCCUCCAGACAUACUAUCCUGUAUUCUAUUUCCUAUGCACCGAUCUGCGCCUACAACUGUAUGGUUAAUAUGCUCGGAUCCCUGUUUUCGUCGCGUGUGAUGGUGACAUCAAGCGCGUGCAGCCGGCUCGUCGCUUCCAGUGAC